CUUCUUCGUGACAGAACGUACGGCUCGCUUGGGUUCGGCUACAGACGCCGGCGGCAUUGCGAAACUCACGUUGAGAGAGGGUUUACAGUAACUAUCCCAUCCUAGACCUUAUCAUUAGUUUCCUCCCAUCUCGUUUGUAGGGGCCAGGUUCUUCACACGCCGUUGAUAUUUUGUCUUGAUAAUACACUCAGGCCACGCAAAUGGCCAGAACAAAAGGCGGCGGCUCAGAAGCAAAAGCCCAGCCAGCCCUCGAAGAUCCUACGGUUGCGCCAUCGACCUUCAAUGACGGGCUCCCGUUGCCUAAACUCUUUGUUUUUGAUCUGGAUUAUACCUUGUGGCCGUUUUGGGUCGACACACACGUUAGUCCGCCGCUGAAAGCAAAGGACAAUAAUUCGCGAUGCGUGGAUAGGUGGGGUGAAUCUUUCGCAUUUUACCCCGCCGUAUCCUCCAUCCUACACGCAUGCCGCUCGCGAUCUAUACCCUUAGGCCUUGCAUCGAGGACUCACGCCCCAGACCUCGCUCGAGAUAUGCUUAAAACACUAUACAUCAUCCCGUCCUUCUCGGAUAACCCGGCGGCAGCAAACAAUCGCUCCGUCCGCGCCCUGGACUUUUUUGACUACAUUCAGAUUUUCCCUGGGGAUAAGGCGCAGCAUUUCACACGAAUACAGCAGGCGAGUGGCAUACGGUAUGAGGAUAUGUUGUUUUUUGACGACGAGGCUAGGAAUCGAAAUGUGCAGACGGAAUUGGGGGUUUCGUUCUGUCUGGUGCGGGAUGGGAUGACGCGCGAGGAGGUAGAUCGCGGUGUCUGGGACUGGAGGAAGAGGAUGAAUAUUACUACAGGUGCGGAUAAAGGACAAGGAGCAGAAGUCGAAUAG
Molecule: messenger RNA, 875 nt
Organism: Blastomyces dermatitidis ER-3
Lineage: Eukaryota; Fungi; Ascomycota; Eurotiomycetes; Onygenales; Ajellomycetaceae
Product: magnesium-dependent phosphatase-1
Exons: 2
Coding region: 201-875 (224 amino acids)
Molecular function (GO): acid phosphatase activity
Source: RefSeq, a predicted model, not a curated record